GUCACCAACGUCCGCCAUAUUGAUGAGGAAAUAAGAGUAGGAACGUCCCGGACGCAUGUAAACAUCCACGUCAACGCAAAGUAUAUUAAUGAAACGGUUUUAGUGUCGGGGAAUAGCUUGCAUAUUGUCAUUGUCGUACCGACUGAUGUAUAAUUAAAGGACUGUUAAACACGCUAGUGUUUUAAGGCUUGCGCAAACAAUGACUUCCCUAACGCAGAGAAACUCGGGCCUAGUGCAGAGACGAACCGAGGCCUCGCGUAACGCCGCCGCUGAUAAGGAGAGGAGCUCGGAAGACGAUGAUUACGACUCUCGCCGCGGCGAUGAGGAAGAAGAAGACAAGGGAGACUCCAAAGAAACUCGACUGACAUUAAUGGAGGAGGUGUUGCUCCUCGGACUGAAGGAUCGAGAGGGUUAUACAUCGUUCUGGAACGACUGCAUCUCAUCUGGGCUUCGAGGUUGCAUGCUGAUCGAGUUGGCCUUACGGGGACGCCUGCAAUUGGAAGCCUCAGGGAUGAGGAGGAAAAGCCUGCUGACAAGAAAGGUUUUAUUUAAAUCGGAUUCUCCCACCGGAGACAUGCUGUUGGACGAGGCGUUAAAGCAUAUUAAAGAGACCCAGCCUCCAGAGACGGUUCAGAGCUGGAUCGAGUUGCUAAGUGGUGAAACUUGGAAUCCGUUAAAGCUGCACUACCAGUUGCGAAAUGUGCGAGAGCGCUUGGCUAAGAACUUGGUGGAAAAGGGCGUCCUCACCACUGAGAAACAAAACUUCCUGCUUUUUGACAUGACCACCCACCCGCUCACCAACAACACAAUCAAACAGCGGCUGGUUCGCAAGGUCCAGGAGGCCGUCCUGGAGAAAUGGGUCAACGAGCCCCAACGAAUGGAUAAGCGCAUGUUAGCGCUGCUGUUUCUGGCACAUUCCUCUGAUGUUCUAGAGAACGCCUUUGCUCCUCUGCUGGAUGACCAGUAUGAUCUGGCCAUGAAGAGGGUGCGGUUGCUCCUAGAUCUUGAUCCCGAGGCGGAGGCCGCCAAAUCGGGCACCAAUGAGCUGCUGUGGGCGGUAGUUGCUGCUUUCACCAAAUGAACCUCCAGAAUAGCGAGAAAGGGACUUGACUUUGUGCUCAUGGCAUUGGACUCGGGCCACCGGCCCCAAGCUUGGUUGAUUCAGACUAAUAUUGGUGAUGGUUAUGAUGGAAAUACAGUUUAUGAAGGAGAUGAGGAUGAUGAUACGAUAGAAGGGACCGCUCUUUUUCUCAUAGUCACGGAUCUGUCUCUGACCUUCACAAAGAUGUUGCCCCGUCUUCUUUUAAUGGCCAGUCGUUGCUACAUGAUUGCAGUUCACUGUGAGGCUUCUUGUAGUUCAUGAAUUUAGAUCAUGUAAGAACAAAAAGAGGGUGUUGAAGUAACUAGGCCAUGACUCUAAUCUUAAUCCAUACUUUAACAAUAAUCUCAGUCUCCAUGUAAAGAGAACAGCCACUACUUCCGAGUAUCCAGGCAUGAUGAUCUGUGGCUUCUCACUGACAGGGUUUAGAAAUGAAAAGAUCCUGUUUCAGUAGAAAAUGUUUGCAGUUCUGCAACCUGAUAUGGGGAAGAUUUUGAGUUGAAGGAAAUAAAUCAUUUCACAAUCCUGAAAUUCUGAAAGCAUCUGUUUUUCUCUAGUGCUAUAAAGUCUUCUUUCCAGAAGUCCUUUAAGAAUGCUUAAAGAAAAUCUCAUUUGUGCUAAUAUUUUGGUUUAAGAACAUUUGUUUGGUGAACACAUAAUCAUAUGUAGAAUGACUGUAACUUAAAAACAUUGAUAGAUUACUUACAGCCUUUUUGUUUAAGGGAUCAGAAUAUCCAGUUCAUGUUUCCAGUGUGGCCAAAGCUGAAGACUCGCACACCUACUUAUUAGUAUAUUGUGACAAUAUGUGUCUUAAUGCUGUACUACACCACAGGUCGAGGACACAAUGAACUCUCAUAAACAAUCCAAAUUUCUGGACACGAGUUGCCUCACGAAUGACAUUCAUUUCAAAGAAUGGCCAGUCAAACACUAGUAGAGCUUGCAGUGCCCUAACAUCCUGAAAGGCUACACGGAGGCCUUUCUAUUAGCAAACACUGCGUUCAUGUAUGGUCUUUUUAAAUCUGUUUUGCUUUCGCGUAGUCUGUACUUUCUGCUUUCAUUUUCAGUUUUUGUACAUUUAUUUUAAUCUUUUUUAUUUUGUUCUUCAGCUAUUAGCGAAAUACUUCUCCGAAUAGUCUAUCACGUUUUGCCAUGUCUGGUGUUGAUUGCUUGUCUCCUGUCCUGCAAGAGGUUGAGUGAAGUAAAUGGAGGGCUAUUCCCUUUCGGUCGAUGCAAACAGGUGUUUGACAUGGUUCUUUAACGAUGCUUGUCGAGCUAUUAAUGUAGAGAUGGUGUAAAAUGGAUGCCCUGAUUUGUACAUCUGCUUUUUACCAUAUAAUAAAAGAAUAUCUUUAAGUGCCUGAA
This is a messenger RNA of Triplophysa rosa, 2461 nucleotides long. RefSeq names its product golgi phosphoprotein 3b (gene golph3b). NCBI's taxonomy places the organism in Eukaryota, Metazoa, Chordata, Actinopteri, Cypriniformes, Nemacheilidae. Gene Ontology annotation, cellular component: trans-Golgi network; cytosol; Golgi cisterna. Gene Ontology annotation, biological process: retrograde vesicle-mediated transport, Golgi to endoplasmic reticulum; Golgi vesicle budding; Golgi to plasma membrane protein transport. The coding region runs from base 200 to 1081 and encodes 293 amino acids. Gene Ontology annotation, molecular function: phosphatidylinositol-4-phosphate binding. The transcript is spliced from 4 exons. The record is from RefSeq and is a predicted model, not a curated record.